AUGCGCGCGCCGCGCGAGCGCGACGCGUUCGCGACCGCGCUGUGCGUCAUCGUCGCCUUCCGCGCGCUCGGCGCGAUCGUCAACGCGACGACGUUCGAUUGCGACGAGGCGUUCAACUACUGGGAACCGCUGCACGCGCUCACGCACGGCCACGGCCUGCAGACGUGGGAGCACGGGAGCGCGUACGCGCUGCGGUCGUACGCGUAUUUAUUCCUGCACUACGCCCCGGUGCGGGCGGCGCGAUGGGCGCUCGGCGAGGACGCGGGACGCGCGGCGUUCGCGUGCGGCCGCGGGACGCUGGGACUGGCGAGCGCGUGCGCGGAGGCGGCGCUCGUCAGCGCGGUGCGCGCGCGGAAGGCGCUGGUGGGGUCGGUGUUGAUGAUGAUACUGGCGACGAGCUCGGGGAUGGCGAUCGCGUCGACGGCGAUGCUGCCGAGCUCGUUCGCGAUGACGUGCGUGACGGCGGCGUGCGCGGCGACGCUGCGAGGCGAGCACAGGCGGGCGUGCGUGGCGUGCGUCGUGGCGGUCGUGUUCGGGUGGCCGUUCAGCGGGAUCGCGGUGGUGCCGUUCGGGUUGUGCGCGGUGCACGCGAUCGGGUUCUGGGCGGUUUUCGGGUGCGUGGUCGCGGCGACGGCGAUUUCGGCGGCGAUUUCGGUGGCGUGCGAUACGUACAUGUAUAACGACAUAUCACGGUCGGGAGGUUGGAAAAUCGUCAGUUCGGUGUACAAUUUGCUAAAGUAUAACGUCGCGAGUGGGAAGAGCGAUUUGUACGGCACGGAGAGCGCGACGUUUUACGCGAAGAAUCUGGCGUUGAAUUUUCAACUCGCCGCCGCGCUCGCCAUCUUCGCCCCGUUCGCCAUUCGCGCGUACAGGAACAAUUGGCGCGCCAUGAUUGCCGUGUGCUCGCCGUUUCCAAUCGUCACCGCCUUCUUCACUUGGAUUCCGCACAAGGAGGAACGGUUUUUGUACAUGAUUUAUCCGUGCCUGUGCUUGAGCGCGGCGAUUACGGUCGGUGCGCUCGCCGAAAGUGCGUUGGGUCUCAACGCGCACGCGUUCGGGAAAUCGCGCGUCGUUAAACUCGGCGUCGUCGUCGGCGUCUGCGGCUGCGUCCUCACCGUCAUGGUGCUUUCGCUGUCGCGCACCGCGGCUUUGCUGCAAUAUUACGGCGCGCCGGCGAAGAUGUAUCACGCGCUGCCGAUGCCGUCAUCGCGCGCGAACGGGAACGCCUGGCCGGCGUGGCUCGCCGAGGAAUUCGCCGCGGGCGGCGACGACGCCACCGUCGACGUGUGCGUCGGGGACGAGUGGUACAGAUUUCCUAGCUCCUAUCACUUCCCAUCGAACAAGUAUCGCCUUCGUUUCCUCAAGGCUGGUUUCGACGGCGCGCUCCCGAUGCCGUUCGAUUUUUCCAAGGGUGGCACCGCGCACACCCCCGAGGGCUUGAACGACGACAACCGGGCGCACCCAAACCAAUACGUCGACCCUUCGUCGUGUCGUUUCCUCGUCGAAGCCGAAUUCGAGCGCGGCAACGCGCACAGCGCCUCAAAAGAUUUCGUCCCGGGCGAAUGGAUCGACGUCGCCGUGGAAAAGUUCAUCGAUCCAUCUCGAAGUCCCACGCUCACGCGCGUCUUUUACAUCCCCGGAUACUCGGAGAAGAAGAACGCGUACGUCGAUUACAAACUCAAACGCCGCGCGCGCGCGCCGACGUCCCCGACGGACGCGUGAGACGUCGUCUCCAUCAUCACCCCGAUCG
This is a messenger RNA of Ostreococcus lucimarinus CCE9901, 1750 nucleotides long. RefSeq lists its product with no specific name. Gene Ontology annotation, biological process: protein N-linked glycosylation. Lineage: Eukaryota; Viridiplantae; Chlorophyta; Mamiellophyceae; Mamiellales; Bathycoccaceae. Gene Ontology annotation, molecular function: alpha-1,2-mannosyltransferase activity. Gene Ontology annotation, cellular component: endoplasmic reticulum membrane. The transcript has 2 exons. The record is from RefSeq and is a predicted model, not a curated record. The coding region runs from base 1 to 1722 and encodes 573 amino acids.